UUCCCUGUUUUGAGGAGCGAUAAUGGCCUCCACCCGCCCCAGCCCUUAUCCGCGGCCCCAGGCCCUGCGGAUCGCGAGCCGGAGGAGCGAGCACUGAAGCUCUCCAACCCUGACGUAGUCGCGGGUGCGUCGCGGAUCAGCCUGGCUGGGGCCCCCGUGCGGCAAACGGAUGCAGUGACUGGAGCCGAAGGGCUGCGUAGCGCGUGCGUACAAGGGCGAAGCGGGAAGUUUGAAACUGGCAGACUGAGCCGCGGGGCUAAAGGACCGCGCGGGCAUGGGUGAGGCUGCGGGCCUGGCACGACAGCUGCGGACGGCGCUGCGGAAGGAAGAACCGCGGGCCGUGGAGGAUCUGUUGCGCCGCGGCGCCGACCCCAACCUGGUGCUCGCGGAUGGCGUGGCUGCUGUGCACCUAGCGGCCGGAGCCCGGCACCCACACGCUCUGCGAUGUCUCGAGGCCCUGCUACGAGGAGGCGGGGACCCAAACGCUCGAUCGGUGGAAGCGCUGACACCGCUGCACGUGGCCGCCGCCUGGGGCUGUCUCCGCGGCUUGGAGCUACUGCUGAGGCAGGGAGCCGACCCGGCAUUGCGCGAUCAGGACGGACUCCUGCCGCUGGACCUGGCGGAUCUGGAGGGACACCAGGACUGUGCACGCGUCCUGAGGGAGCACCAGACGCUGACCAGGACCCCUACCCGAACCCGGGCAGAAACCCAGGAGCCGGAGCCCGGCGGCCCAAGCCCCAGGGGAAGGGGGCUGGAUGCCAGCCCCUCUGGACCUCUUGAUGUGACGCUGGACUCCACAGCACUGGGCAGACGUGAUGGCAGGGACAUGGACCUGGUGGCUGGCCCGGGAUCCCCCAGCCUUUUUGCCCACCCUGAGGUUGCUGACAAGGGUGGCAGCUUGAGUCCUCCUCCAGGGCAUUGUAACUAUAGCUCAGAUGCCUCCUUUGUCACGACAGUUGAGGCCUCUGGAGCCGAGGACCCAGUCCCCCAUACUUCCCCCUGGGCUGGGUCAUUGUCCCAGACCAGGCAGCGACUCCUGCCUAGGGUCCGACCAUCCCAGAGGGUGCCAAAGUCUCCUGGCACCUCACACCUGGUGCAUGGAGACGUCAUGGCAGGCAAGGUGGCUGAACUAAAUGCCCAUCUACAGUCCCUGACUCUGUCCUUGCCACAUGCCUCCACCUCUCUCACAUACCAACCAGAUGCAAGCCCAGCCCACAGCCCCCCUCGGGAACCACCGCCUGGACCCUCUGACUUCCACUUCCUAACUGAUGACCAGUGGUCCCUCGACAGUGAUGUGGCCGCCCUCUGGCUAACAGAGGAUGAGGAGAGCUCCACAGGUGUCAGGAAACCUGUUCCCUCUUGCUGGUGCCUGCCGGUCCCUGCCAUGUCUGAUCUGGAGCUGCUGCAAGGGCUUCGGGCACUUGGUGAGAGCCCAGGCCCCAUCACACCCUUCACCCGGCCACACUACCUCCGCCGGCUAGAAGAAGCCCACAUUGCUUCCGGCCCAGGCUUUUCAGGGCACAGCCCAGAGCUGGUUGAAGCCCUGAAGACAGGCCGAAUCCCAGAUGCCCAGGCAGAUGAGGAUGCACUUGCUCAGCAGUUUGAGCGGCCGGAUCCCAACAGAAGGUGGCGGGAGGGGGUCGUGAAGUCCAGCUUCACAUAUCUGCUGCUGGACCCCAGGGAGACUCAGGACCUGCCAGCCCGAGCCUUCUCACUGACCCUAACUGAAUGCCUUCGGACUUUUGUUCAUGCCAUCUUCUAUGUAGGCAAGGGGACGCGGGCCCGGCCAAAUGUCCAUCUCUGGGAGGCCCUUGGCUACUGUGGGCGGCCAGGAAAACAGGCCUGCCCCAAGGUGCGCCAGAUCUUGGACAUUUGGGCCAGCGGUCACGGCGUUGUUUCCCUGCAUUGCUUCCAGCAUGUUGUCGCUGUGGAGGCUUACACUCGAGAGGCGUGUCUUGUGGAUGCUCUAGGGAUCCGGACGCUGACCAACCAGAAACAAGGACACUACUAUGGAGUGGUAGCAAGCUGGCCACCUGCCCGGCGCCGCCGCUUGGGGGUGCAUUUGCUGCACCGCGCCCUCCUUGUCUUUCUGGCUGAGGGUGAGCGACAGUUGCGACCCCAGGACAUCCAGGCCCACGGCUGAGCCCUUGGGAAUUGCCCAUCCAGCCUGGGUAGAGAUCAGGGUGUUUGAAUGUUCCACCUGCCCCAUGCUGAGAGCAGCCCUCCAUCUCUAGCUCUAAAAGGCUGGUGGAGGGGGCAGCAGGACAGAUCUCCCCCUCAGACUAAGGGAGGACUUUGUUACAGAUGGAACUGCUGGAGAGGUAGUGAGCUCCCCGUCACGGGAGGAGAACAAGUAGACCAGAAGAUUCUUUGGAACAUUUGGUGCUUUGGAACAUACCAGUGCUUUCACAGUUUGGUCCUGUCUGUGUGGACAGAGUCCACUUUUAUCUCCCAGACAAAGGGGACCUACAUUGUGGACUGGGGGCUUUCUUAGCCACAUGAAGGGAAUCUGCCCAGCUCAAGAGCCAGGUUCUACUGCUGGCUAGCUGUGGUACCUCAAACCAGUAAUCUCUCUGUCAGAGCCUCAGCUUCCUCAGUUGUACCAUGGGGACAUUGAGAGGUCCUACUUCAGGUGUCAUUGUGGGGAUCUGAUUAAAUGAAGUCAUUAGGGUGUGGCUCAGAGCUGUGCACUGAGCCAGAGGUGGUCCAGGUGGGAAGUUUCCCUGGGGAGGGAGGUGCCCUGAUGUUCUCUAAGGGCUGUGUGUGGUAACAGGAGGCCAGGGGAAGGAGGGUGUGCAGGGAGAGUGGGGGUGGAGUUGGGUGUGAGACGCCAGCCACCGGAUUACUGUGCAACGCAAGCUUUCUGGGGUUGAACCUGUUUCUUCUGCCAUAAAAUGAGUUCCAUAACCCCAAUUUCUGAUGAUGACCUGUGAUUUCAGACUAUUCACAUAUGCAGAGAGCUUGAGUAAAAUGCCAGGCUGCGGUGUUGGUGAGGUGUUGGCGGGAUCAUUUAAAUUUUCCAGAUGCUGCUUCUUCAAAGCUAUCAGUGGGUUGAGGCACUGCGGGAGUUCCGCUGACUCAUUGGGUUCACCACUUGCCAGUCUUUGCGACUCAGCCAACCAGAUCCUGCAGGGGGCGAGCUGUAACAUAGGCGGAGGUACCCCUGCCUCGGACCUCUACUGCGGUACCCUUGGCUCUCCCUGGGGAGAAAUGGCUUGUUUUGUAAUUAGUACCCGGCCUCUGGAGGGGGCCUGGUCUCUCCCACCUUAAUUGAACUGAAGAAACCUCUCUCUGAGCUGGGCAGCUUUACAGACACCAAGUCUCCUGACAAAGGGACAGCAAUUAACACAGUGUGCCACCUGCCCAGGAACUCACAAACAGGUUGCUGGGAAGGAACCCACAGACCCCCCAAAAGUCCCAAAAGAGAUGGGAUUUGUCUAACAGUUUCCCAACCUUAGCUCUACUGAUACUUGAGGCCAAAUUAUUUUUCGGGUGGGGACUGUCCUUUGCAUUCAUUGUAGGGUGUUCGGCUGCACCCCUGGGCUCCACCCACUAGAUGCUGGUGUCGCCCUCCCCCUCCCGGGUGUGACAAAACUGUCUCCAGAAUUUCCCAAGGGACAGCUGUGUCUCUGGUGAGAACCCCUGGACUAAACGAAAAGUGGGUCCACACACCAGUGGGGAAAGAACCCAAGAGGCAGCAACCAGGGGACAAUGGUCUCCUCCCACCGUCCACACAAACCACAGGUAUACCUAGAUAUAUACAUACAUCAGGAUAAAAUAUAGAGGACUAGGAGCAUGGCCGCGGGGAAGGGAAAUCCACCAGACAGAAAAAGAUUUGGUGCCUUCAAAAUGAAAAUCAUCUUUGUGACAAAAGCCACCCUAAAUCGAGUUGAAAGAUAAAAUGGUAUGGUAAGAAGCCCUGACUUGCUGUGUGCCUUGGGGUGAACAGGA
This is a messenger RNA of Rhinolophus ferrumequinum (greater horseshoe bat), 3951 nucleotides long. It is a transcript of the gene ANKLE1, whose product is annotated as ankyrin repeat and LEM domain containing 1. Gene Ontology annotation, molecular function: protein binding; endonuclease activity. Bases 275 to 2143 code for a protein of 622 amino acids. Lineage: Eukaryota; Metazoa; Chordata; Mammalia; Chiroptera; Rhinolophidae. The record is from RefSeq and is a predicted model, not a curated record. The transcript has 9 exons.